GCUAUAAAACAGAUGUACCAGUAACAAGUGGUCCAGUCAGUUUCCAAGAUUUCAGAAUGAGGAGGCACACAUUGCUCUGUGUGUUUGGAUGUUUUCUGGCAAUAACAACGAACUCUAUGGGCCUAUCAGAGGUAAAGGAUUUUCAGGCAGAUGCUGGUGAGUUUACACCGUUGGAGGGGCACAACAUGACAAUCAACUCCUCAAAGGUUCCAGAGCAAAAGAACCGUACCAAUGACACUGUAACGUGUCAUGUGGUUUUAUUUACCUGUCAGUGGAAUGGUACCUGGAUUCCAACAGAAAACACUGAAGGGUUCUCUUCACCACUUCCAGACAAGAAGGACAAAAAGAAGCCCAAAAAAGAAGUUGCAGCAUCUUCUACAACCCAGAAACCAGUAGCGCAUGGGACCAUUAUCGACAUUUGGAGUGGUCUUUACAACACUUAUGGUUUUCAAACUCCACCACCAGAUGCAAAUGUGAACAAGGCAGAUGCUGGUGAGUUUACACCAAUGGAGGGGCACAACAUGACAAUCAACUCCUCAAAGGUUCCAGAGCAAAAGAACCGUACCAAUGACACUGUAACGUGGAAUGGUACCUGGAUUCCAAUAGAAAACACUGAAGGGUUCUCUUCACCACUUCCAGACAAGAAGGACAAAAAGAAGUUAAAGUGUUUUCCACUGAAAUUUCAGCCCCAAAAAGAAGUUGCAGCAUCUUCUACAACCCAGAAACCAGUAGCGAAGCAUGGGACCAUUAUCGAUGAUUGGAGUAUUCUUUGCAACACUUUUGGUUUUCAAACUCCACCACCAGAUGGAAAUGUGAACAAGAAAGAAGAGGACUGAGCUGCAGGAGGUUCAACAGAGGGAUGGAAGUGAAUGUUGAAUUACAGAAAUGAUUCUUCUGCAAGUUUAACAAUCAGCUUUAAAUAAACAAUAAAAA
Melanotaenia boesemani (Boeseman's rainbowfish) is the source of this 933-nucleotide messenger RNA. RefSeq lists its product as uncharacterized. The record is from RefSeq and is a predicted model, not a curated record. Bases 57 to 836 code for a protein of 259 amino acids. The transcript has 12 exons. Lineage: Eukaryota; Metazoa; Chordata; Actinopteri; Atheriniformes; Melanotaeniidae.